Molecule: messenger RNA, 2050 nt
Organism: Ruditapes philippinarum (Manila clam)
Lineage: Eukaryota; Metazoa; Mollusca; Bivalvia; Venerida; Veneridae
Product: ADP-ribosylhydrolase ARH3-like
Cellular component (GO): mitochondrion; nucleus
Source: RefSeq, a predicted model, not a curated record
AGAGCAAACAGAAGAUAAAGAAGAAGAAAAGGAAGAUUUCCCUUACACUGCUAAACUGGCCAAGAUAAGGGACUUUGUUAAGAGAGAGAAGAUACCUGAUCCAAAUGAAAUUAGAGAAGAGUUAGGUGUGUUUAUAUCAGCUCUUGAGUCUGUCCCAGCAGCAAUUUAUUGCUUCCUGAGGGCAUCACAGCAUGUUGAUGAAUUAAAGGGCAGAAAUGAAUUUGAGAGGACCAUUAUAUACGCAAUAUCCCUGGGUGGUGACACUGAUACCGUGGCAACUAUGGCAGGGUCAAUAGCUGGAGCAUACUAUGGUCUUGAUAGUAUUCCAUCGUCAUGGCAACUGUGUUGUGAAGGUCGUUUAGAUGCACAGAAGGAUGCUGAACUAUUAUACAACUUGACCUGAAUUGAACUCUUUGAUGACAUUAUGACAAAACAGUUAUUAAUGAAAAUCAUGUAAGAUCUGUUACAAAGCAGAAACUGUUUUACACUGAUAAAGCUACAGCUUCAAGUCUUUUUGAACAGUUUGGAAAAAAUCAUGUAAGAGAUAGAACUGAUAAAACAAUAUUAGGAAUAUGGAUAUAACAUGCAUUUCCUCAAACAGAUUUAGCUGUAAUUAUAGUUUAUGAUUUUGGUAGACUGGUGGGUAAAAGGUUUAUUAAUAGACACUUUAUCAUCUUAGCCAAUGAAGCUAGAAACAUGAGAUUUGACUUUUACAUUGUCAAUAUGACUUUAAACAUAAUGAAAUAAUGAAUUUACUGCUGCUAAAUUUUCAUGAGUGUCUACUUUAUUUGUGAUUUACAAAAUGUGUGCAAUUCUUCAUAAACAAGGUCACAUGUGUUGCCCAAUUGUUUUAUUAUUUAUCCUUUGUGCCUAUUAUAUUUGUAUAAUUUUUACAGUGCUUUAAGUUUAUCUAUUUAUAGUUUGCUGCUAACUGUACAGAACUUCAUGCCUCAGCAUAAUAAUAACUUAUUAGGGACUGAAAGUUGUUUGCAUUUGAGAUUAUUUCUUAAGAAUGAUAAACUUAUUUUCUCAGGAUGGCCAGGCCAUGAGGUAUACAUGUAAGACAUCAUUUUAAGGUAUCACAUGCAGUAUUUGUGAACAUUGUUUAUUGUUGCAAAAAGUCACACAAUCCAAAUUGUAUGUUUGACAAAAGAACCAUUUAGACAACAAUUUUUCAUGUUAGCUUUUGCUCUAAUUAAUUUAAAUUUAUGAACUAAUAACGUCUGUAAAGCUGUUUUCUCCUCUGAAUGGAGGCAAGAAUGUUGAAUGUAAUAUGGUGAUGACAUCAUAUACCAUGUGGCAAGGCUGCCCUGUUAAUGUAAGCAAUCCUUCUUAUAGUUUUGACACAAAGUAUUUAAUAUAUGACUAACAGUAUUUCAGUUUCAUGGUAUGAUACAUGUACAUAGCUUGUUGCCUUAAAAAAGUAAUUUAAACCAUUUAAGAAUAUUUAUACACCCCAUUAUUUUUCUGUUAUGAAAAAAAAAUUUACUUGAAUAUGGAUGCAUUUAGCGUCAGGACUAAAAUAUGUUCAUCAAAAGUGGACUAAGCAACUGAUAUCAGAUAAAAUCUUUAAUGAACUUGCACACUUAUUAAUUUUUAUAUAAAUUUAGCCUUGUUAUAUAACAUGUACUGCUAUUUUGUGGUGUUUUUUUUUUAAUUCAUUUUUUUACUCUGUAUAACAGAAACAAUGUCUACUUGUUAUGUAAAUCAUUUGUUCAUCUUUUAAAUUACAAGUAAAAGCAGAUCUUUAACCUUUUUCCUGCUGCAUUUGUAUAUUUUAAUUUGUGGAAACCAAUUAUUGGUGAAUCGAAGAAUUUCCAAUAAUUGUUUCUAUGUCGGAAUACUGUUCAGCAACCAACACAGACUGUAGGCAAAUGAUGACUGGGUGGGCUAUGUACUCGUGGUAUAACAUACAAAGUCAUUAUUUCUGAUAUAUACAGGUAUUAGGUGUUCAUUAACCUUGUUAGCAUGGGGAAUGUGAUAUUUUUAUUUUAGACAUUGUAUUAACAUAUCAUGUCAGGUGUCAGAUUUAAUAUAUUUUAUACUGCAA